UAUAGGUUUGUUUACAGGAAAGACUCAGUACUUUAUUGUCCAUUUCAUUAUCAGAAAGGGAAAUUUGUCUUUAGCUCUGGUAGAAAGACAAUUGUACAUCAGAAACACAUAACUAGAUAAAAGAUCAAUAAAACAAAGAACUAUAAAUAAAAACAGUGAAGCAACACUGAGUUAAAUAAAGCAGUGAAGGAGAAAUAUAACAAUGGAAUGUCUCAAAAAUAUACAAGUAUGUACCAAAAGUCAGAGGCAUGGGACAGAUCCUGUAAAAUGUAUUUAAAGAAAUGACCACUACUGAUAGAAUGAAAGACAUUUUGCAGCACUUUUCCUUCACCCUAUUAUCAUGUAGUUUACAAACGUUAGAGACGAAUAAGAAAAGGUUAACCUGUCACAUCUGAAGAUGGCUUUUAUUGCCACUUCACCUAACCCCACCCUCAUUUUAUGUUAUGGAUUUUAAGACGUGGGGGUUUACAAUGAUGUCUAUUUUUCUAAUGUAGAUUAUGAAAGUGACAAUAUAAUGACGAAUACACCACAUUUACAAGCAGGCUUCGUUUUUCAGAGCAAACUUAUUUCAAUAUGUUGAAAGAAAACUAUUUCUUAAGCACAUACAUUUAUUAGAUAUAAUUUAUUAGAUAUUAUUUAUUAAAUAUGACAUAUUUAUUCUGAAUUCUGCUUACUUCAUUUAGCCUACUAGGGGAAAAAAAGUUUAUUCUGAUAGGCUUGAGCGGAAGUCGUAUAAUUGUACUAUCUCCAGCUUGAUUGUGAUGAGUAAACGUGUUGGCUACAUUGCGUUGCACUGAUGUUAAAGCUUGCCUUGUGCACCCAGCCGUCUCCAUCCACCUUACAGCAGCACCGUCAGCUUCCCAGUAGCUGCCUGCAUCGUCCCGCGUGGACCCCCUGCCUUGCUACCGCCUGUUGUGUGGAUAACUCCAGCACAAUGGCAGAGGAUUUGGGGGAGCCUCUGUCGUACACAAACAACAGGUCGCAUGGAUAAUCCUUGUACAACCCCACCGCAUCAUCUCGUGUUUCGGAUGAUUAGAGCGCCGCUGUCGACUUGAUGUGGCCGCAGAGCCACGCGGAGGCUGGGCAUCUCAGCUGGGCUGUCGACUGACAGGAAAGCGGCGCGGAGCAGGUGCAGUGUGGCUGGGGGGCUCAGCAGGAUGGAAAUAGAUGCCUGUUUUCGCUACUACUUCCAGCACCCGUGGUCACGACUCAUUGUGGCCUACCUCGUCACCUUCUUCAACUUCCUCAUCUUCGCUGAAGACCCCGUUUCCCACAGUCAGACAGAAGCCCAUAUGAUUGUGGUGGGCAACUGCUUCUCCUUCCUGUUCAACAAGUACCCCGGCCUCGGGUGGAACAUCCUGAAAGUAAUAUGUUGGAUACUGGCCAUCAUCACUGGCCUGCUAGCUGGGAAGUUUAUAUUCCACCGCCAGCUCUUUGGUCGUUACCUGCGGCUGAAAAUGUUCCGCGAGGAUCAUGGCUCCUGGAUGACCAUGUUCUUCAGCACCAUCCUCUUCCUCUUCAUCUUCUCACACAUCUACAACCUUUUCCUGCUGAUGGCUGGCAGCAUGGAACCUCACAUGGUGACAGAAUACAUGGGCAUCAGGAAUGAGAGUUUCAUGAAGAUUGCUGCAGUAGGGACAUGGAUGGGGGAUUUUGUCACUGCUUGGAUGGUGACAGACAUGAUGCUGCAGGAUCAGCACUAUCCAGAUUGGGGCAAAGCUGCCAGAAGGUUCUGGAAACAAGGAAACAACAGGAUUGUCCUCUUCUGGACAGUGCUCAUCUCUUUGACCUCAGUGGUGGUUCUGGUCAUCAGUACCGACUGGAUCAGCUGGGACAACCUGAACAGGGGCUUCCUGCCCAGCGACGAGGUCUCCAGAGCCUUCCUAGCCUCCUUCAUCUUGGUCUUCGACCUUCUCAUUGUCAUGCAGGAUUGGGAGUUCCCACAUUUCAUGGGUGACCUGGAUAUGAAUCUGCCCGGAAUGUCAACGACACAUGUGAAGGUCAAGCUUCCUGUGUGCAAGCGUAUCUUCAAAGAGGAGUACCACAUUCAUAUCACAGGGAAGUGGUUUAACUAUGGUAUCAUCUUCCUUGUGCUGAUUCUGGACCUCAACAUGUGGAAGAACCAGAUCUUCUACAAGCCCUAUGAAUACGGUCAGUAUGUUGGGCCUGGCGAGAAGAUCUACACAGUGGAGGAGCCUGAAACACUUAGUGACUUUAACCACAGCACGCUCACUUACGAUUGGCGCUCCACCAACAUCGAUCCCAGAACCAACCUGACCUAUGUGAAACGAGACAUGUUCCUCCAUAGCCGCUACGUAGGGGCCAGCCUCGACGUCAAAUGCCUGGCAUUCAUUCCGAGCCUGGCAGCAUUUGUUCUCUUCGGUUUCUUCAUCUGGUUGUUCGGACGAUUUCAGGACAGCGAGACCUUCACGGAAAAUCAAGAUAAGACAUAUGAGAGAAUUAAAAGAAAGUCACCGUCAGAGUAUAGUAAGGAGAUGGGUGUGACACCAGAGGAGAUGCACAUGACAAUGAGUGAAAGCUUGAAGCGGUCGGGAAUGCCGAUGCUCCUGUCGGUGGAUGGGCCUCACUUUGGAGCAACACCCUCUACAAACUCCACCAUUUCGAUGGAAACCCAAGAGACGCAUCCUAGCAUUGUGAUUGACAUUGCAAUGCAGGAUGAACCAGCAGUCUCUUUUGAUGUCAACAGACUUUCACCAUGAAACUUUGAACUGUAUAACACCAGAAAGGUUACAAGUAAAAUUAACAUUAAGCAAAGAUGUAGCUCGUAAACAUCUUGGAUUGUUAUAUGAUUUCAGAAAAGAGUAAACCAAAUCAAUCAAGAGGUAAGAGGUGAGGAAUCCUGCAAGCUGUUGCAGUCUUAAUAUAUUUUUGUAGAACCUUUGUAUAAGCCUGUACGUUGGUACCAGGGGUGAUGCAGAAAGUGAUUACAAGCAGCCCUUUUUAAACAGAAGGCAAACUCUUAAUUGACAUGGUGCUCACUCAGAUUUUGCAUUUUCAUAAUUGACUUUGGUCCAGUUAUCUAAUGGGUGCCUACAUCAGAGAAGUGUUUCUACAGCUGUGACUUGCAGUCAGACUGAUUUCUUUGUGUCAGAGCAGUGUUACAGCUACUGUUGUGCCUUGAUAUUUCAUAUGUUUAUAUACAAACCUAUAUUCUAACAGCCUAUACAGCGAAAGGCAAGAACAUGGAAGAUGUACUAACUAAAGUCUGUUAUUUAAACGUCUGUUAUAUGUUUUCAUAUCAAAAAUACAAGUUUUACCUCCUUUAAUCUGCAGAUUGUUUUAUUGUAAUUUAUUCUUCUUUAAUGUCGCUUUUAAUCUAUUUUAAAUGUAUAUCUCUUGUUGAAAUGGCAUGAUCAUCAGCAUCAAUGUACACUGAUGACCUUUUCAUAUCCCCUCACUUGAUAUCAGUUUCGAAGAUAAUAAAUGCAAUCAGCAGAGAUAAAAUAGCAAACCAACAAGCCGCCUCGUGAUUGCUGAUGUGGCUGCUGCUACUUUUGCUGAAUACCAAGAGAGUCAGAGAACUAGUUUUGCCCUUGGCAUAAACAUGCGAUUGAAGUGUAGGGGUGGCUUCUUCAAACUCAGGGCUUUAUGUCUAAAUAAUCCUUGAAGGUUUCAGAGGCAGUUUUGCAGGUAAAUGCAUGAAAAAUGUUGAGUUGAUUAAUUACUCUCAUG
Melanotaenia boesemani (Boeseman's rainbowfish) is the source of this 3693-nucleotide messenger RNA. RefSeq names its product transmembrane protein 117 (gene tmem117). The record is from RefSeq and is a predicted model, not a curated record. Bases 1158 to 2720 code for a protein of 520 amino acids. The transcript is spliced from 8 exons. Gene Ontology annotation, biological process: intrinsic apoptotic signaling pathway in response to endoplasmic reticulum stress. NCBI's taxonomy places the organism in Eukaryota, Metazoa, Chordata, Actinopteri, Atheriniformes, Melanotaeniidae.